AUGCAGUGCCUAGCGGCCGCUCUUAAGGACGAAACCAACAUGAGUGGGGGAGGGGAGCAGGCCGACAUCCUGCCGGCCAACUACGUGGUCAAGGAUCGCUGGAAGGUGCUCAAAAAGAUCGGGGGCGGGGGCUUUGGUGAGAUCUACGAGGCCAUGGACCUGCUGACCAGGGAGAAUGUGGCCCUCAAGGUGGAGUCGGCCCAGCAACCCAAGCAGGUCCUCAAGAUGGAGGUGGCCGUGCUCAAAAAGCUGCAAGGGAAAGACCACGUGUGCAGGUUCAUUGGCUGUGGCCGGAACGAGAAGUUCAACUACGUGGUGAUGCAGCUCCAGGGCCGGAACCUGGCUGACCUGCGCCGCAGUCAGCCGCGGGGCACCUUCACGCUGAGCACCACGCUGCGGCUGGGCAAGCAGAUCCUGGAGUCCAUCGAGGCCAUCCACUCCGUGGGCUUCCUGCACCGCGACAUCAAGCCGUCAAACUUUGCCAUGGGCAGGCUGCCCUCCACCUACCGAAAGUGCUACAUGUUGGAUUUUGGGCUGGCCCGGCAGUACACCAACACCACGGGGGACGUCCGGCCUCCUCGGAAUGUGGCCGGGUUUCGGGGGACUGUUCGCUAUGCCUCGGUCAAUGCCCACAAGAACCGGGAGAUGGGCCGCCACGAUGACCUGUGGUCCCUUUUCUACAUGCUGGUGGAGUUUGCAGUGGGUCAGCUGCCUUGGAGGAAGAUCAAGGACAAGGAGCAGGUAGGGAUGAUCAAGGAAAAGUAUGAGCACCGGAUGCUGCUGAAGCACAUGCCUUCCGAGUUCCACCUCUUCCUGGACCACAUCGCCAGCCUCGACUACUUCACGAAGCCCGAUUACCAGUUGAUCAUGUCAGUGUUUGAGAACAGCAUGAAGGAGCGGGGCAUAGCCGAGAACGAGGCCUUUGACUGGGAGAAGGCGGGCAAUGACGCCCUCCUGUCCACGAGCACCUCCACCCCGCCCCAGCAGAAUACCCGGCAGACAGCAGCCAUGUUUGGGGUGGUCAAUGUGACGCCAGUGCCUGGUGACCUGCUUCGGGAGAACACCGAGGACGUGUUGCAGGGCGAGCAUCUGAGUGACCAGGAGAAUGCACCCCCUAUCCUGCCUGGACGGCCCCCCGAGGGGCUGGGUCCCAGCCCCCACCUUAUCCCCCACCCCGGGGGUCCUGAGGCUGAAGUCUGGGAGGAGACGGAUGUCAACCGGAACAAACUCCGGAUCAACAUUGGAAAAACCCCCGCUGUGGUGGAGGAGGAGCAGAGCCGUGGUGUGGGGGUCCCCAGCUCCCCAGUCCGGGCUCCCCCAGACUCGCCGACAACCCCUGUCCGUUCUCUGCGCUACCGGAGGGUCAACAGCCCUGAGUCCGAGAGGCUGUCCACGGCGGACGGGCGGGUGGAACUGCAUGACAGGAGGUCACGGAUGGAUCUGCCCGGCUCACCAUCGCGCCAAGCCUGCUCCUCGCAGCCGGCCCAGAUGCUGUCAGUGGACACAGGCCACGCCGAUCGGCAGGCCAGCGGCCGCAUGGACGUGUCAGCCUCCGUUGAGCAGGAGGCCCUGAGCAACGCCUUCCGCUCGGUGCCACUGGCCGAGGAGGAGGACUUCGACAGCAAAGAGUGGGUCAUCAUCGACAAGGAGACAGAGUUGAAGGACUUCCCCCCGGGGGCUGAGCCCAGCACGUCGGGCACCACGGACGAGGAGCCCGAGGAGCUGCGGCCGCUGCCUGAGGAGGCUGAGGAGCGGCGGCGGCCAGGGCCAGAGCCCGCCGUCCGGCCCAGGGGACGUGGCAUGCACACGCUGGCCGAGGAGGACCUGCGGCUGACGCCGGCCCAGCCCCCGCCACCCCAGCUGAGCCAGGCCGACGGCCGGUCAGAGACAUCACAGCCCCCCACGCCCGGCAGCCCUUCCCACUCGCCCCUGCACUCUGGACCCCGCCCCCGACGGAGAGAGUCGGAUCCCACGGGCCCGCAGAGACAGGUAUUCUCCGUGGCACCCCCGUUUGAGGUGAACGGUCUCCCACGAGCUGUGCCCCUGAGCCUGCCCUACCAGGACUUCAAGAAGGAUCUCUCCGAUUACCGUGAACGGGCUCGGCUGCUCAACAGGGUCCGGAGGGUGGGCUUCUCGCACAUGCUACUCACACCCCCCCAGGUCCCACUGGCUCCUGUUCAGCCUCAAACAAAUGGGAAGGAGGAAGAGGAGGAGGAGGAGGAGGAAGAAGAGGAGGAGGAGGAGGAGGAGGAAGAAGAAGAGGAUGAGGAGGAGGAAGAGGAAGAGGAGGAGGAGGAGGAGGAGGAGGAGGAGGAGGCAGUGGCCCUGGGGGAGGUUCUGGGGCCACACAGCGGCUCCAGUAGCGAGGGCAGCGAGAGGAGCACAGACCGGAGCCAGGAGGGCGCGCCUUCCACACUGCUGGCCGAUGAUCAGAAAGAGUCCAGGGGCCGGGCCUCGAUGGCUGACGGGGACCUGGAGCCUGAGGAGGGCUCCAAAACGCUGGUGCUCGUCUCCCCUGGUGACAUGAAGAAGUCGCCUGUCACUGCCGACCUGGCCCCCGACCCUGACCUGGGCACUCUGGCCGCCCUCACCCCUCAGCAGGAGCGGCCCCAGCCCACUGGCAGCCAGCUGGACGUGUCGGAGCCAGGCACCCUGUCCUCCGUCCUCAAGUCCGAGCCCAAGCCCCCUGGGCCUGUGGCAGGGCAGGGGACGGGAGCGGUGGCCAUCGGGGCAGGGGGAGUGGCAGUCACCUCCUCACCCUUCACCAAAGUCGAGAGGACCUUUGUGCACAUUGCGGAGAAAACUCACCUCAAUGUCAUGUCUUCCGGUGGACAAGCCUCCCGGUCUGAGGAGCUCAGCUCUGGGGGCGAGCUGGGCCUGGAGGUGCCCUCUGAUGGGAGGGUGGCGGAGGAAGGGGCCUCUGCACACCUGGAGAAUGGCAUUGCCCUGUCAGGGCUGGAGAGCUGUGUCGUGUCAGCACCCCCAGGGAGCGGCCCCUUGGAGGUGACCACAGACUCACUGCCCAACGGCCCAGCCCUGGCUGAUGGGCCUGCCCCCGUGUCCCUGCUGGAGCCAGGCCCUGAAAAACUGGCCACCAUCUCUCCUAGUCGCCACGCCGUGCCAGGCCCUCGCCCCAGGAGCCGAAUCCCUGUCCUGCUGUCUGAGGAGGACACGGGCUCGGAGCCCUCUGGCUCGCUGUCGGCCAAAGAGCGGUGGGGCAAGAGGGCCCGACCACAGCAAGACCUGGCGCGGCUGGUGAUGGAAAAGAGGCAGGGCCGCCUGCUACUGCGCCUGGCCUCUGGGGCCUCAUCUUCUUCCAGCGAGGAGCAACGCCGCGCCUCUGAGACUCUCUCAGGCACAGGUUCCGAGGAGGACACGCCUGCCUCCGAGCCUGCGGUGCCCAGGAAAGCCGGGCGGGCAGCUGCCACCCGGAGCCGGAUCCCCCGCCCCAUUAGCGUCCGCAUGCCCACGCCUGCCACAGCCCAGCAGCCCCCCGACAGACCCCAAGGUGCGGCCCCAGCAUCUGACACAGCCAUCACCAGCAGGCUCCAGCUGCAGAAGCCCCCAGGGACGGCCAUUGCUGCUGACCUCCGUCCCAGACAGUCCUCCGGCCGAGGCCCGGGCCCCGGGCGAGCCCCAGCCGGCACCAGGCCCCCAGCCCCGCGCAGUCCCGGCCUCCCCGCCUCCUCCGCGCACCAUCCCAGUGCGUCCCCGCGGAGCCGGUCCCUGUCCCGAAAAGAGAGCCCCUCCCCUUCGCACCAGGCCCGGCCCGGGCCCGCCCCACCCCGGGGCGCCCCGCAGGCCCGGGCGCAGCCUGAAGGCACCCCCUCCCCUUUGGGGGGCCCCAAGAAAGGACCCAGAGGGAAAGUCCAGACUCAGCGCGCAGCAACCAAAGGCCGGGCGGGGGUCGCGGAGAGCCGGGCGGGGGCCAGAUAA
Rangifer tarandus platyrhynchus (Svalbard reindeer) is the source of this 3936-nucleotide messenger RNA. NCBI's taxonomy places the organism in Eukaryota, Metazoa, Chordata, Mammalia, Artiodactyla, Cervidae. The record is from the annotation of a GenBank genome assembly.